AUGGAUGACCUGACAACUUCCUUGCUCGCGGAGCAUUUCAGCUACACUCCUCUGUCACUCAUAGACGACAUCAUCAACUCAAUCAACAACUUGAUUUAUCAAGCAAUAUCCAGUCUAGAAGGAGGCUUGCUUUCUACCCCGCCGGAGCGACUAGGAUUUUCCCACGCAAAUAAUGGCUCGACCAUUCCCGACACAGACGAGGAUGGGAACGUUGUUUACCCCGAAGCGCAGCUGGAAAUUGAGAACGGAUUGCACCAGCUAGAAACUCUCCUAGAGGCGACGGUGGACAAGGCAUUUGAUAAAUUUGAAAUCUUCGUGCUGCGCAACAUCUUCAGAGUACCAGAUGACUUGAUGGGCUGGAUCAAACUUAAACACUACGAGAAUAUCUCUUUGAACCCGUCCCCGGAUGCGCCUACACCGGAAACCAUUCUCGCCUUGCGCCAGAAAUUACAAGAAACCAAGAAACUCAAUCGGGCCCUGAAGCAGGAGAGCGCAAGAAACGAAGUGAUGAUCGCCCAGCUGAAGGCGAUGCUCACGGCCUCACGAACGUCUAGUGCUGCUAAUGACAGCAAAGCCGACGCUGAAAAUUCAAGUGUCCCUGCUGGUACGAAAGCAUUGGACUUGGCCUUCUUGAUGUCUAGUCCAGCUGCUCAGCAAUUACGGGUGGGUGUUGCCACAGGGUCGAAUAAGCAACACACACCUGUGACGACCAACACUACCUUCAUAUUAUCUCAACUUCCUGCACUACAAGCAUUGCUAAACGAGCUCCGUCCCAAGUUGGCUACCCUACCCAAAGCUGGGGCUACCAAUGACAAGGAAACCAAGUCGGACGAGAGACGGGAAUACAUCGAGAGCAGAAUCAGACUGCAUCUUGAACGGUCCGGGCAGCUUCCUGUUGGCAGCGAUAGCCAUGCCGCAAUUGGUGGACGGAAGAUGGACAUCUCCGAAGCCCAGGCAUUGGAAGCUGUGACCAGUCUUCUUACGCAAGCAGCUACAAAAGACGAUUCAGCCGAAAACACAAGUUCUUAG
Messenger RNA from Aspergillus calidoustus, 1029 nucleotides. The record is from the annotation of a GenBank genome assembly. NCBI's taxonomy places the organism in Eukaryota, Fungi, Ascomycota, Eurotiomycetes, Eurotiales, Aspergillaceae.